AUGUGGAUUGGUUGCUGGUGGCUCGGCUUCCUCAUAUUCGGAGCUCUUCUGUUCUUCCCCUCUCUGGUGCUUUUCUUAUUCCCGUCCGACAAGCUCGACGAUGACAACAACACUGUGAAAAUUCCUCUGAAAGAUUCGGAGAUGAACGGAACAGCGCCGGUAAAACCGAAGAAAAUGCUGGUGCUUCGCGACAAACACGUUAAAAUUCACGCCGAUCAUGUCACUGCUGGAGAAAAGAUCAGUGAGUUCUUUUCUAUCGUCCGGUUACUGUUCCGAAAUCCGAUCUACGUUGGAGCAAUGCUUGGGCGAAUCGUAGACGUCCUGGCAUUCAAGGGGUUCUUCGUGUUCCUCGGCAAAUACCUGGAAAUCCAAUUCGGUGUGCCGCAGUAUAAGAUUCAAAAAUACCUAGGUAAGCUUAUCGACAGACUGUUUCAAUCAGCUCUUUCUAUCGCAGGCUCACCAUCUCUAAAAUGCGUGUAUUCAUUUGUCCAUCCCUACUUCCUGCAAUGA
Messenger RNA from Cooperia oncophora, 510 nucleotides. Lineage: Eukaryota; Metazoa; Nematoda; Chromadorea; Rhabditida; Trichostrongylidae. The record is from the annotation of a GenBank genome assembly.